Molecule: messenger RNA, 5831 nt
Organism: Esox lucius (northern pike)
Lineage: Eukaryota; Metazoa; Chordata; Actinopteri; Esociformes; Esocidae
Gene: sytl2b
Product: synaptotagmin-like 2b
Exons: 19
Coding region: 219-5792 (1857 amino acids)
Biological process (GO): intracellular protein transport; exocytosis
Cellular component (GO): exocytic vesicle; plasma membrane
Molecular function (GO): small GTPase binding; neurexin family protein binding
Source: RefSeq, a predicted model, not a curated record
GAAAGUACGGGCUACCAAAGUUGACUGCCUUCCAUAACAAGUCAGGUGGGCACUUAAGCGUUUGAGUUCGAGACGCCUCCCUCGCUUCCGUGGAUGUCCGAAUUGUUCACCAGAGGCAGCCUCCUGACCAAGGACUAAGAGCUUAAAUUAUAAGCCAUUCCAAGACCUACUAGGUGAGGUGUCUGCACACCAGUCUGGAGGAGAAAACCACAGUCACCAUGAUAGACCUGAGUCACCUGACAGAGGAGGAACAGUCCAUGAUCAUGACUGUGCUGAAGAGAGAUGAGGAGCUGAAGAAAGCAGAGGAGGAGAGAAUCAGGAAUUUGCAAAGAAACAGCGCCCCAGUGGAAAGCCGGCACAAGUACCUGACAGGAGAGUGGUUUUACGCGGCCAAGUCUCAAAGACACAAUGAUAAGAUCCAUGGUUCCGAAAUCAUCCUGGCCUCCAUGAAACAGAGAAAAGCAGAUCUGUCUAAGACUGAGAACCCCAGAGUCUCAGAGCUCACCCCUCCACCCAAACCCGCCAGGCUUCUGGAGACUUCAACACAGCCAAGGGAAACCAGUGAAAGCCUCAAUGUGUCAGAUGCAGAGAAAGAGAAAUUGAAUUCAGUGGUACGCUCUCCGGGAAGGCCAAGGCGCAACCCUUUCAAUCGAGCAUCCUUUGUUUUGGAAGCAGAGACGAUGGAAAAGCAGUUAACCAAUGAAAAUCAAGAUGAUGAAACAUCUUACAAAGCAGAGCCUUUAUCUCCACUGAAGAAUCCCACUGCAAAAGGAUCCACCAGUCACACAUCGGCGGGCUCUGUCACUUCUGAAGGGUCCUCUGUAGGAUUCAGGCCUGUGCCUAAGAAGAGAACCUUUCUUUCCCGGCGUUCACAGAGCUCUCUCACAGGCAGUGAUGUCUCCAUCCCUGGGCAGCUGAGUCAUCCUGUUGAGUCAAAAGUGAACAGCCCUGACCCUCAGGGAAGCAUCCAACAGUGCCCCAAUGGUGAAUUCAAGCUGUCCAGUCAGGUGGUUGUGGACAAGCAGUCACAAGAAAGUACUACAUUUUCUACAUCUGAGUUACAGAACAAUGUGACUCCAGUUUCUCCCACUAGUCAGCGACUAAAAACUUUGACUGACCUCCCCUAUAAGCCACUAAAUGAUUUAAUCCUGGUCCCCACCACUACUGAACUGGAUACAGAAACAGGGUCCCACGAGCAAAAGAGAACUGCAGAGGAGCACUCAGAUGACUCACUAAUCAGACCUGAUGUGAUUACCCCCUCUCCUGUUAGGGAAACUGAAGGUUUCAAGGUUCUAAGAAGGCCCAUGACUGAUCCAAAGCCUCUCAGACUGACAGACUUUACACCAGUAACACCCACUGAUAACGACAGGCACACAGAUAAAUACCACAAAGAUGGUCAGAGAACGGAAGGUAGUAAUGGUCUCAUCCAGAGAGAAUCUUUCAGUGUGGAUCCUCCACAGUGCGGAGAGUGGUCUGAUAAAUUUUCUGAAUCUCGGUCUGUAACCUUCUGUCCAACCUCUGAACUAACAACCCACACUCACCGCCAGCCUUCUCAACAUGCAGCCUUUGAAAUCCUUGAGAAGCAGGACAAGGAAAUGAUAAGGUCCCGCAAUGUGGGCACAGCUAUCAGACAGGGCGACCUUAGCCUGGAUACAAGCAUGGUGGACAAAUGGAUGCAUCAUGAACGCCAUAAAUCUGGGGAUAGGCCUGAAAAUCAGGUUAAUAAAAAAACAGGAGGUUACCAGCCUGCCAUUGAGUCAGCUCCCCUUAGGCCCCAACCCACAGGGGAGGAGGGUGACUCCAUCGCUAAAGUGCUAGAGUGGUUCAGCCGGAGUGUAGACAGUAACGACUGGCUGGACACUCAGAACGAUCAACCAGACUUGCAGGAAGACGUGUUUGGCUCUGCAAUAACAGAUACAAAGGACAGGCCUAGUUAUCGGAGCAAAACUCAGCAAAUGGAAAUAAAAGAUCCAGACCUGAAGAAAAAUCUUCCACAUGUUGAUUCCGGCCUGUAUACACAGGGUGUGAAAGGAGUCUCAGUGUUUAUAACACCAGAGGUAAAGGAUGGAUUUCAGUCUGAAUCCUCUGUUGAUCAACUUCCCAACAAUUCACCUCUGAUAACAUACCAGCCAAAGAGACGCAUGUCUGAAGCAGACAGGUUUAAAGGAAAAAAUAGGAAGGAGCUAACGUUAGAUAGAGAAGAGGAUGUGAAGAUGUUUAAUGACCCUCCAGCCAAAGCUGAUGUCCCACAGGUCACAAUACAGGAAGUCAAACAAAAUGCUGAGGUCCAAAAUGAGAACCAAUCGCCCAACAUCUCCCAGCUGAAGUCCUUAUGGGAGAAGGGUAACUCUGGGCCCAAGAUACUCAUCAGCAGACCAAUCACUGAGAAAGUACAGCCGACAAUAAAAAAAGAACAGGCAGAGCAUAAAACUGUCCCUGAGUCCAAAUAUGUAAAUGGGUCAUCCAGGAGGGAUUUCCGGAAUGGAAAAGAGAAUGAACAGCUACAUCUACAGCCAAGUGUUACCCAAAACAAACAGGAGGUGUACACACCCAAAAAGACUGUUGUUAUUUCUCCCACUUUAGAGAUACUUACACUGCCAACUUCCUGGGAUGAUAGUUACACUCCUGGGACUCAGAGUGAGGAAAACAAAUCUCUUCCUGCUGAGUAUGCACAUUUUGUAGACAAAGAGCUCAGAAGAUCCCCAUGUACAGUGGACAGGAGAGGCUCAGAGGCAGAAAUCCUUUUCCAAAGCACCCUUAAUCCUCAGCAGGAAACACUGUCCCAGUCCAGACUCAUCACUCCGUCAGAAAGCAUGUUUGAGUCCCAGUCCAGGCUUACUCCAGAAUCUACAAUAUACUCCACUCCAAGACUCACCCCACACCCUCAGUUGCUCCUUCAGCCCAGAGUCAAACCCGAGUCUGUGAAACUCUCACCAGACUUACAAAAACCACAGGUUGAACUACUUUCCAGUCCAAGUCAACUGCCUGAACCACACUUCCAAAGUACAGGGUCUGAGACGGUAAAUCAGACUGGACAGCAGAAUAAAGUCAGUGACAAUUUAAUGGGUAACGAUAGUGAAGAAAAAAAGGGGGUGUUUGUACAGUCAGUUGUAUCCACAAAAAAACUAGAUGAAGGAAUUACCCCAAACAUCCAGGUUCCCCCACAGCAGGACAGCAAGGCAGACAAGAUAAAGCAACUCAAAUCCUUCUGGGAACAGGAGAAGAACAGGCCCAUAUUUUAUGGUAGUAAAUCAAAGGAGGAUGGGGAAGCCAAAGGAAAGCUAAAUAAAAGGUUAACCAAGUCUGAGUUUGACCUGCGGUUAAUCUGUAAUGAUUCUGACGAUGCCCACGAAGCAGAUUCUAAUCAUUCCUCUGACAAACAAAGACCCAAUUUCAGUGUCUUCACAAUGGAUCAGAGACUGGACAAGUCAUCCCCAGGCCUUGGCACAAAUCGUUUGCAGUUUAAGAAUCUUUGCGAGUUUUGGGGUGAAGCCACUUCUCGUUGCAAUCAGACAAUUUCCACUGAAAAACCCAAAAGACCCAAAAAGAAGGAGAUCACUAGAUCAACUUUGGAUGAGAGCAAGCUCUUGGAAACAUCUUCACCUUCUUCACCAUGCUUUCCAUCCUCUCUAUCACCCCCUACGUCUUUAGUCAGCAGCAACAAAGAGAGAGAGCAUCAGUCAAGGUCUAGAUUGAUCAGACCAUGUUCAGGAGCAAUGACUGACACAAAAGCCAACCUCUCACCAAGAAUCACUGUAGAGCAGCAAAGAACCCCUUGUGUCCCUCAGGUAAGAAGCGGCUCAAAACAUGAUUUAACCAAAGAGGAAAAGGCACUCAAGCCACAAGGCACCUCAGGAAAAGGAUCUAGGUCUCACAAAGCUAGGAAAGGCAGUUUUGGAAAUUCAAGCGGAAGUGGACGUGGAAGUGCGCUUCGACGUGCCAACAGUAUGUUCACAUUAGACGUGAAUGACAAAUUGGAUCAAACUUCUUUGUUGCAGCCUAAAAAUAUAAUGGAUAUUAGACCAGUCCAGCCCAAGAGAACACAGGGUAGACAACAGAGUUCUGACAAAGAACCUUCUCGGAGGAGUUCCUCAAAAUCAUCAGAUGAGUCUGAAACUCUAACGCCUCGCGCUCGGGCAUUUAUUCCCAGUGACUACCGUCAUUACCUCGGAAUCACAGAGAAGACCAACAUCCAAACUGUGGCCCUGACAAGGCCUGAGCUUAACCUGAGUACUGGGCCUGUCAGAUCCAGCACUCCUGUUGACUCAGAGGAGAGUUACAGCAGGAGGGGCAGCAAGAUAACACAAAACCCCCUGGCCCCUUGGUCAAACCAUGGCAGCACUGACAUUGGGCAAGAGUCAUCGUUCAGUAUAUCUGAGAGAACAUCUAGCAGCGCAUCUGAAACUUGGUCCAUCUCCAGAACUAGUUCUAACCGUGAAAAUGAUGAGGACGGAAACCUUGUACAGAAAGCACUGAAGCGAGCUCAGAUCCGCCCCAGAAAUCUCACCAAAAGUCUUGAGGACAUCACAGCGUCUAUGCCCCCACGACAAGAAAGAAGACCUGCUCCACUUGAUGACUUGAGACAAAGCAGCAUUGGUAAAAAUGGGUUUGCAUCAACCCUACCUUCCCCCUCUUCAUCCCUCUUCUCUGACCCAGAAAAUGUGAAGAAGAUGAGCAAAUCUGUUCCCUCAUUCCUGCAGAAGGAGAUUGAUGACAAAGACACUGACUCCGCCUCUGAGGACGGUUACCAUGGAAGCAGACAUAAGAUGGGCAAAUCUAUGACUAACAUCAGCAGCUCCUCUGGCAUGGCAUCUCUAAGUGGCAGUGUGAUGACCAUGUACAGUGGGGACUAUGGAGGUGUGGAGGUACAAGGGAACAUUGAGUUCUCCAUCAGCUACAUCCAGAAGCUCCGGGAGUUCCACAUCUUUGUAGCUCAGUCCCGUAACCUGGCCACUGUCGACCCCAAGAGGGGCCGCUCUGACCCGUAUGUUAAAAGUUAUCUGGUGCCUGACAAAGCCAAUCUAGGAAAAAGGAAGACAUCUGUAAAAAAGAAGACUGUGAACCCUAUUUUUAACGAGAUCCUCAGAUAUCGGGUUCGCAUGGAGUAUCUCAAGACUCAAACCCUCAUUCUCUCCGUCUGGCACCAUGAUACCUUUGGCAGGAACAGUUUUCUGGGCGAGGUAGAUGUGGACCUGUCCAAAUGGGACUUUGACCACACCCAGAUGAACUGCUUAUCUCUGAAAUCCAGGCCCACCCACACUCUUCAGCCAUUAGAUGACAGAGGGGAAAUGAGACUGGCUAUACGCUUCCUGCCUCAAGUAUCCCACAGCCUAGGCAAGGAUUCCCCCUCUAAAACAGGUGAGGUUCACAUCUGGGUGAAAGACUGCAAAAACCUUCCCCUUAUCAGAGGGGCCACCAUCGAUCCAUAUGUGAAGUGCUUCGUGCUUCCAGACACAAGCAGAAAAAGUCGCCAGAAGACUCGGGUCUUGAGGAGGACAGUGGAGCCCAUUUUUAACCAUACCAUGGUGUAUGACGGCUUCAAACAGGAGGACCUCAAUGAGGCUUGCGUGGAGCUGACCGUUUGGGAUCGUGACAGGCUGGGCAGUAACCUCCUGGGUGGUCUGAGACUGGGACCUGGCACAGGCAGAAGUUAUGGGGCUGUGGUGGAUUGGAUGGACUCAAAUGCUGCAGAGGUAGAUCUAUGGGAAAGAAUGAUGACCUCUCCAAAUGAAUGGGUGGAGGAUGUACUACCACUGAGAAUGCUGACCACAGUAAAGACUAAGCUGAAAUAAGAAAGGAUCUGAAAAUCUUCAACCUGCUAUAGUUCAAAU